AAAAAUUGCCUUAAAAAGCAAAAAUAACUUAAAAAAGAUUGAAUUAUAAUUGGUAAAAAAAAACAUUAAAAAAUGUCUAAUUUCGCGUUUUUGUGUCUCGCAACUAUAAGUUGCUGCAUGUUCUUCUUUUCAAAUACUAAAGCUGCCUCAACAUUUCCCGCUGAUAUACCACGCUGCCAUCCGGGUGAUACAGAUUGUGUGGUGCGUACCUCUUUAAAUUUAAUACGUCAACAUGCGCGCAAUGGUUAUCCGGCUGCAGCAUUUCCCACUGUUGAACCAUUCCAUUUGAAACAAUUCGAUAUCUCAGAUGGUCGUGGUGGUUCGUUAAGUUUAAAAUUAAAUUUCCGCGAUGUUGAUGUUGUGGGCCUGUCUGGUGUGAAUUUCGAUCGUGCUGUUGGUUUCGGAGCUGAUCCUUCUACCUCCAAAUUUGAAAUGUAUGGCAGCUUCCCAAAAGUCACCAUACGUGGCAAGUACACAGCCGAUGGCCGUAUUUUAAUUCUGCCCAUACGCGGUGAUGGCAAUGCUGACAUUACCCUAGAAAAUUCUAAAUUCUCGGUUAAAUUCAAGCCCUCUGUGCAUCCCAAAAAUGGUAAAACUUAUUUGAUGGUAGACAAAUUGAAAGUGUUGAUUGAACCCACAAAAAUGACCAUACAAUUGACCAACUUAUUUAAUGGCGAUCAGGCUUUGGGCGCUCAUAUGAAUCAAUUUUUGAAUGAAAACUGGUUCGAUGUUUGGUCCGAAUUGCAGCCCUCUGUCCACGUGGCCAUUUCCGAGGUCAUGAAAAGUAUAUUGACGCCCAUUUUCAAGAAGUUCGCUUAUGAAGACUUGUAUGAGAAUUAAAUUUUAUAUUAAAAAUUUUGUUUAACUUUAAGCUUGUGGAAAAAAAACUGUGAAUUUGUUUUUAAGUUAACAUUUGUGUGGUUUAUUAGUUUUUAAAUGAUUUUCAUUAUUAUUAUUAUUUUUUUUGUUAAUUUUAAGCGACAAUUUAUAAUUUCCGUAUUUGCAAAAAAAAAAUUAUCAAAAUACGGAAAUUUGUUUAUACUCAUUUAUAAAUAACUCAUAAUUAUCAUACCACAAUUAUAUAAUUAUAAUAUUAGUAUUUUUUUUUUUAGUUUUUUAUACAUUAAUAUUAAAAACCAUCUGUUGAAUAAUAAAAAUAUUGAAUACGAAAAGAAAAAGAAAUAAAUGGUUAUCGUUUAACAUAUUCAAACAAAUCAAUUUAAUAUAA
This is a messenger RNA of Calliphora vicina (urban bluebottle blowfly), 1228 nucleotides long. Its product is annotated as protein takeout-like. The record is from RefSeq and is a predicted model, not a curated record. The transcript is spliced from 4 exons. NCBI's taxonomy places the organism in Eukaryota, Metazoa, Arthropoda, Insecta, Diptera, Calliphoridae. Bases 73 to 840 code for a protein of 255 amino acids.